AUGUCAAGCUCUACACCUUCUACAAGCGCCUCUACGGCGCCCUCCGCCUCCGCCAGCGCCUCGAACGCUCCCUCCGGCACUCCCGCAUCAUCAAACACCUCUGCGCAUCCCGACACACCGGAGCCUUACUUCGACCGCCAAGCCGGCAAAUGGAUGGUCGAAGACAAGGACGGGAACGAGCUCGAGUGGGACCAGGCGCGCAACGCGUGGGUUCCGGCUAUUACGGACGAGGUGUUGAAGGCUCAGCAGGCUGCUUACUCGGUUGACGGCGUUGACGAGGAGGCACCCGCUGGUCCCGCUGCGAAGGAAGAGAAGAAAGGCAAGAAGCGCAAAGCGGCGGACGAGAACGGCGGCAAGCAGAAGAAACCGCGCGCCAACACCGCCAUCUUCGUCUCGAACCUCCCCCUCUCCACAAAAGUCGACCAACUCGUCUCGACGUUCUCCAAGGCAGGGUUGAUCCUCGAAGAUAUCGAGGGGAAGCCGAAAGUCAAGCUUUACAAGGACGAGAAUGGGCGGUUCAAGGGCGAGGCAUUGGUGGUUUACCUUCAGGAGGCGAGCGUCGAGCUGGCGUGCCGGCUGUUCGACGAGACGGAACUCGUGUUGGGCAGUGGGGACAAGGUGAUAAGCGUGAAGGCGGCGGAGUGGGACAACAGCAAGAAGGAGAAGGCGGACGGAGCGGACAAGGGAGAGGGCUCGUCGAAGGGGAACGGGGCGAAGGGCAAGCCGGAUCAGCUCAAGGCGAGGCAGGGCAGAAAGGCUGCUGCAUUGCGACAGAAACUCGAAGACUGGUCGGACGAAGAAGACCCGAACGCGGCCGCCGCUCGGGCGCGCAAGUAUCGCGGCGUCGUCGUUCUCGAAGGAAUGUUCACCCUGCAAGAGCUCGAGGAUGACCCGACUCUGCUGCUUGACCUCAAGGAGGACGUUCGGGAAGAAUGCGAGACGUUGGGCGAGGUGACGAAUGUCACGCUCUACGACAAGGAGGACAAGGGCGUGAUGACGGUGCGGUUCAAGGAGGAACUGGCUGCUCAAGCCUGUAUCGCGAAAAUGAACGGCCGUUUCUUCGGCGGUCGACAAAUCUCCGCCUUCCCGAUGGACGGCUCGAAGCGGUACAAGAAGAGCGGACAGGAGGUCAGCUUCGAAGGAACGGGACUCGGCGACAAGGAUCACGACAGCGAGGCGGCGAAGAGGGAGGAGGAGCGGCUGGAGAAGUAUGCGGACUGGCUCGAGCGGGGCGGCGAGUGA
Molecule: messenger RNA, 1242 nt
Organism: Rhodotorula toruloides NP11
Lineage: Eukaryota; Fungi; Basidiomycota; Microbotryomycetes; Sporidiobolales; Sporidiobolaceae
Product: nuclear mRNA splicing factor-associated protein
Exons: 6
Coding region: 1-1242 (413 amino acids)
Biological process (GO): mRNA splicing, via spliceosome
Cellular component (GO): U2 snRNP; U2-type spliceosomal complex
Molecular function (GO): RNA binding
Source: RefSeq, a predicted model, not a curated record